AUGUAUUGUCAUCAAUUGGUUUUUAUAUUGAUUAUUGCCGUUUUGAGUAGUGAUUACAGUCUACUUACUGCUGCUGAUCCAUCACCACCAGUUUGGCCAGUAGCUUUUCAAGAAACAUUUAAUGAAACAAGUACUCUACCAGUAGUUGGAACAAGUUCAAAUAUUCAUGGAACUUACUAUUAUGAUUUUGAUCAGAAAGCUAUUCGUAUUGAUCGUUCAACAGGCAAAUAUGAUCGUUAUUGCAGUUCAGUAAAACUUUUUAAAGAUGUUCCAUGUACUCAUCUUGUUGUCAAUGGUCUUCGAUAUCUUGUUUUUCCAACAUUGAAUUCAUGUUGUAUGUGUUGUACAUCAGAAAGUGGUUGUGGAAUUUUAAAACCUGAUUGGUUAUCAGAUGCAACAUUUAUUGGAUAUAAUACAACAGAUUCAGUUAAAUAUCAAGUAUGGAAUAAGAAAGGUCUUCAAAAUAAUUAUUAUUGGCAAGUUGAUGCUACUCAAGUACCUUAUGUAAUUGAUCAACAACCAAAUGAUUUAAUGGUAUUUGAUGUAAACAGUUUUAAAAAAGGUGCCAUAGAUCCAAGCAUAUUUGCCUUACCUUCAUAUUGUUCAAAAGAUCAUAAAUGUCCUGCCUUGUCUGUUUGCACCAUAGCUCGUUAA
Rotaria sp. Silwood1 is the source of this 654-nucleotide messenger RNA. The record is from the annotation of a GenBank genome assembly. NCBI's taxonomy places the organism in Eukaryota, Metazoa, Rotifera, Eurotatoria, Philodinida, Philodinidae.